Leptidea sinapis is the source of this 3973-nucleotide messenger RNA. RefSeq names its product protein held out wings (gene how). Bases 201 to 1172 code for a protein of 323 amino acids. Gene Ontology annotation, biological process: regulation of mRNA splicing, via spliceosome. Gene Ontology annotation, cellular component: nucleus. Gene Ontology annotation, molecular function: mRNA binding. The transcript has 7 exons. The record is from RefSeq and is a predicted model, not a curated record. NCBI's taxonomy places the organism in Eukaryota, Metazoa, Arthropoda, Insecta, Lepidoptera, Pieridae.
AACACAACUUCAGUUCGGUCAACUUCGUCAUUUAGUUUAGUGGUGACCGAGACUUCAAUGUGUGUGGUAGUGAAGUUAACAUUUCUAACAUAGCAUUCACACUAAAUAACCUCAAUUAACUACAUAAAACGUACAUUAAAGAACAAAUCGUGAUUGAAUAAAUAUUGUACGUGAAUCUGUUAUCAUUUAUAGUAACUAAAAUGUGUGAUAAUACGAAUCCUUCGACGCAGAGUAUAGCGGACUACUUAGCACAGUUGCUCAAAGACAGGAAGCAACUGGCUGCGUUCCCAAAUGUUUUCAUGCACAUGGAACGACUUCUGGACGAAGAAAUCGCAAAAGUUCGCGCGAGUCUGUUUCAAAUAAAUGGGGUCAAGAAAGAACCCCUCAUUCUUCCAGAACCCGAAGGAAUGGUCACUACACUUACAGAAAAAGUAUACGUGCCAGUAAAAGAGCAUCCAGAUUUCAACUUCGUUGGAAGAAUCUUAGGACCCAGGGGUAUGACUGCAAAGCAGUUGGAACAGGAGACAGGAUGCAAAAUUAUGGUUCGUGGAAAGGGAUCGAUGAGGGACAAAAAGAAGGAGGAUGCAAAUAGAGGCAAGCCCAACUGGGAGCAUUUGGCAGAUGAUUUACAUGUGUUACUGACCGUCGAAGAUACGGAGAACAGGGCUAAGAUAAAGCUUGCCAGAGCUGUAGAUGAAGUGAAGCGUCUGCUUAUACCUCAAGCAGAUGGAGAAGAUGAACUAAAGAAGCGUCAACUCAUGGAACUGGCCAUAAUCAACGGCACAUACCGCGACUCAAGCGCCAAGGGUGUUGUGCCUGUCAACGGUCAGUGCGUAUUAACUGACGAGGAAUGGCGCCGCGUCGCUGCGGAGACCCAGCGUCUCCUAGCGCCGGGCGGAGGCGUCGCUAUUCGCACCCAGGCGCCCCUGGGAGCUCCGCUGAUACUGUCCCCACGUAUGACCACUCCGGGAGGUCAAGCAAGCCUGCUUAACGGUUCAGGCGCGGGAACAGCCGCCGGUCUGCUGUCCCCGGGGGAGACAGCGCACCAGUUGAUCUACGCCUCGCCGUAUGCUGAUUAUGCCAACUAUGCGGCGCUCACGAACCCGCUGCUCACGGCGGAGUACGCCACCGCCGACCAUACUGCGUCGAGGUAUCUUCUUGCUGGUUUUUGACAUUGGCCUGAUACGCAACCGGCCCAAAUAAGAUACGCCAGCCUUCCACCAUCACCGUUUCAACCACCUCAACAUUAUUACCAUCCCUGACAGAUCUAAGAAUACGUAUCUAGAGUCAAAUAUGUACCACUUAAGAGCAACGUAGUUUUAAUUUUGAUAUUGUACCUUUCUCAUGUUUUCUGUUAUGUACAGACGUGUUUAUUACCUUUUAUAUUCGAACAAAUUAUUUAUUUUACAGAUUUUAAUAUAUUCUGAUGCAGAUUUUAUUUAUAUAAUUUAUUUAUUGUUUUAUGUCCUGUCGGGCAGUGGCCGUUGUUGAGUAUUUAAGUUUAUAUGAACUGCCAAUAGAAAAAUUUAAGUUACCGCUAGAUAUACAGCAAUUUAGGUACAUUUUUAUUGUAUAGAUUUCCAUAAUUCUAUUUGUGCAUGAAUCUAUCAACAUUUUUGUGAAUUCCCUUGCUUGUAACAACACUAAUAUAGUAUUAACAAUUUAUUUAGGUGUUGCUCGUAGCAAAUACCGUAAGUGUUACAUUAAGUACACUAAGGUAAAAAUUGUGCUAAUUUUUUGUUUUAAAUUUUCAAUUGAUUUUUAUGCACAACUUAAAGGUUUUGUAAUUAAUGCAUCUAGGUUUUUCUCGUUUUUAGUUCAUUUAGAGUCUUGCAUGCUCCAUUUUUAGAUUCAGCUGUGACUUAUAAUUUUAUUUACAGAAUACAAUUUGAAUUAUUACAAGCAAAAGGGACCAAUUAUUAAGAAAUUAUUAAAUUAAAAAAAUACGCAGUUAUAAUAUAUUUAACAGUUAACCUUACUGACAGUAAUUAUAGUUUAGUAAUGUACAAUUCGUCGUUGAAUAUUUAGCAUCUUAUUUUUUUUUCAUACUCGAUCGAACGAACCGUCAAUAAUUGAACAAAUAUAAAGUUUGUUUUGUUAUAUUUUCAAAGUCAAUUGACGCAUUAUUUAUCAGCCAAUAUUACUUUUAUUUAUAAACAUACCAUAGAAUAAGUUUGUAUCUUAUAAAGAUUUAUUAGAUAAUUUAGAAUGAGUGAGCUUUAUAAAUUGAUAAAUAUAUACUGAAUGUUAAGAUUAUUAAAAUCAAAAAUAAAUAUUCAAAUUAUAAAAACUGCAACUUCAAAGUAUCGGAUUAUGUUGACAUUAAUAUUUUCCAAAGCAGUAAAGUUAUAUUUUAAGAUUUAUAGUAAUAGGUUGUCGCGUAGAUAAGAAGUAUAUAGGUUAGCUAAGUAUAUAUUUACUUUUCAUGCUUCUAAAAGAGAUUUUACGUCGUUGCCAAACGCUUUUAAGGUUAUCGUUUCGCGACCGCGUCUUGAUGCUAUUAUCUAUACCGACGAAUAAUAAUCGCAUUUAAACGUAAACCUGUCUAGGUUGAUCAACUGUUAUUGAAUGUUAUAAAUGAACAAAUUCAUUCCAAGCUGGACAAUGUUUAUAGUAUGCUGGCCAAUAGCUGGCUUGUGAGACACAUUGGUUGAUGAUCCUGCUCUGUUCAGACACAGAUGAUAUAUAUGGUGUGCCGCUAGGUGUCGUGCGGAGGGCGAGUCGGCUAGCGCAAGUGAGGGAGCACCCUUACCAGCGCACAGCCUUACCGGCGCCCUAAAAUUCCCGCCGAUUUGCUCUCACGCCGCCAUUUUGUUUACAAGGUGAGGAAGCGCGAACGAUCGUAUGCCUUACUAUGAAUAAGCUUGCUUUUUGCACAAAACAUUUAUAGGUCCCGGCACGGACUUGAGCGGUAUGUUUAACUGCGAAGUAGUCACUAUUGACGGUGGAACUACACUCACCUCUCGAGAUUCGUGCCGAGGCUUAUAAUUGAUGUAUUCUGAUUUAUUUUUUUAUUUUAUUUCAAUUCUACUAGGAUUGCUAGGCCAGUUAAAUGUUUCACCGCUUCUGUUUAUUAGAUUUGUGUUAGCAAACAUAUUCGUUAGUAAGAAUGCGUGACCGCCUCUGCUUUAUGGUCUCUCUGUGUUUUCUAUUUAGUAUUAUGUACUUAUUAGAUAUUAUCUUUAGUUUUAGUUUUAAUUAGAUCGUGUAAGUAUAGUUAUUAUGCCCGCAACUACUUCAAUACUGGAUCUGAAGUGAAUCUGCAUAAUCUUAAACUGUGAUUUUUAUUUUCAAUUUAGAUUUUUAUCUGUUACACGUUGUGAUAUGGUAAGGAUCAAGUUCGGAUUGAACUUGACUGUAACACUAGUAAAGGACUUCGGUGUUACCCGCUCGCAAAUGCUGCACUAUGUCAGCUUGAUAUCACACGAACUCAUAUAUAUUCGCGUGGUGUUAGAAAUUUAAGCAAAGGAAAGAAGGAUGGUUUAUCUUUCUGUCCGUUUUAUGUUAAUUGAGAUAACUCUGCCAAAUAAUUUCAAGGUGCUAGGCUCAGGUUGUGAAAUCCUUCUUUCCUACAUCUCCCAGUAUUAGUCAAAGGACGGCGCAUUUUACAAUUCGUGCCAUUGUAUCCAGUAUUAAAGGAAAUGCACAUCCUUUGAUGCGUCUUUUAAAAACCAUCACAAGAUUUUCUUAGUCAACAUAAGUUUAUAUAAAUUUUAUAUCCGUUUCUAUUUUUGCCUUAGAUAAUAUUAUUUUAUAGGUACAUAUAUUCAUUCGUAUUUGAAAUUAUUUUUUAAGAUGCACUUGUGUCCUUGUGGAUUUAUGAAGCCAUAUAUAUAAUGUCGUAUCACGACGUAUACUGUUUGAGAUUUGUAAUAAAAUGGUUUUAUUUGUAUAGAAAAAAUCAAUUGUUGUUUGUAAAUAUGAAAUACAUUUUCCGUUGAAUAUACGAGCAAUAAAUUGUCUGAAAUAUUUA